AUGAAGGAUGGCCAGUUAAAAAUGAAACGAUGCAUCGUACGGCGAGAGCUUUUACCGGGGCCAUUUCUGAUUCCAGUUAUAGCCUUUCCAUUUAUUAUCCUAUUAUCCUUAUUGAAAUUCUUUGGCUUGAACACCUCACAAAGGAAAAUCCUACCGCUUAGCGCAUACUUUUUACUUAUGAUUCUCAUGAGCUUUGUGGAGCUUGGAGCCCUGUCCUUCGUCUUCGCUCUGCUCCAUUACGCCUUUUGCCAAAAGCUUCCUUUGCCACCAAUUUUCGUCAAUCUUUUUUUGAUUGUUAUCUGCUUGGGGCUCUUUGUAGGAACUCUGUAUGAUCUUGAAUCAGCGAGGGAAUAUCAAGGUAUUCUCACGCUAUCCAUACUCCAAACCUAUGUCUUCCAUGUUUCAUAUCCUUCCUGGCCACUUCCGGACAACUAUAUUGUUGGACGGAAAGCGCCGACUGGAGGAAUUGAAGUUUUAUUUGACAGUAUCCGACUUCACUAUCAACACUGGAUUAUUGUAUUCGGUAUCUUAGCUAUUUUAACAGUAGCUGCUAUUGUUGCAUUGGUGAUGAAUUGGGACGCCUUCGUUUUUUCUCUCUUUUCACGGAGAACGCUUGUGGCCCAGCACAAGCGCAUUCCCGCUCGAGCAGACCUUGCAGAUAAGAGCUUACGGGUUCUAAACAGCAUCAGUGGGUUCUCUGUGAAGGCGCCUCCAGCAAUCCAUCAACUUACCAAAUCAGUCCUGUUCUACUCUGAGCAAGCGAUUACAAGUCAGUCCAUUGAAAUGCAGAAAGUCCAGACACUGUCUUCAGUUUCUGGGCAGCACCAGAGCGAAGCCAGUGCCCUAGGGACGCGUAUACUUGAUGGAGUUGCAGUUUCAGAACGGCGAAAGUUCCCUGUCAAGCUCUACGAUAACCUCUUCACUUCUCCAGAGUUCCUGGUUGCUGCCGUGUGCACUUUAUUUUAUAUUAUCAUCUUGCUUGUGAUGAUCGUCAGAAAGUCCGUACUCCCGACCUUCCUUGACAGGGGGGCUCCGAUGUCGUACAUAUUUCUGAAGCAGAUGGGGCCGUAUCAAGCGUCGCUGUUCAGCACUGAAGAUACCUAUACCGCUAUGGUCCAACGCAUCCGGUCACAGUACACGCUGUCUCCAGAGGAGUGCUGGCUUGACCAGCGGGAGCCCCCCGUUUAUCCUCUUCUCUACGCGUCCCACGAUGUCUGCUGUGCGUAUAACCGUGCCGUUGAGGGCGUGGACUGCACUGCGCUAAGAUCAGGUCCUGCUGACCUGAAGCAAAAGAUAAGGUCCGACCCCGGGCUUCAGUCUGACCCCCCAAACGUCGUCAUUCUUUUCUGGGAAAGCUUGAGUCUGAGUCCGUAUUUCUACACAGACGCGUUCCUUCAGGGACAAGAGCAGCUCCUGCGCUCGGCAGAUGGUAUGCUGAAGGCAACUAUCGUCCCUAACCUGCAGAGGUUCGUACAAGAUGGCAUUUCCUUUGUUAAUUCGGCCUCCUUGGGACUCCCCACAGUUUCUGGAUGGCACUCGCUGAUGACUGGCCUGGUCCCCAACUUCUAUGGGGUGAAUAUGAUCACAUCUGCCGUCACAGAUGUUUAUGGGCUACCACAAUUCUUUUCAGAUGCAGGAUAUAAGAACUUUUAUAUUAGCCCUAGCUCGUUUGCCUUCGACGGGAAAGACGCCUGGGUGACUCGCCCAGGUUGGUUUACUGAUGUUGUAUACUAUCAUCCAACGGACGAGCAGGCCGAGGAGCUCGGAGUGGAUCCAGAGAGUGUUCCUCAAACAAAGUCUUGGGUUGCAGAUCGAAUAACUAACCGACAGUUUAUCACUACCUUCUCUGACGUUGCAGAGAAGGAUCCGACCAAACCUAUUCUGGGUGUUUACAUGAACGUUGACACCCACACGCCCUUCACCGGGUUCGACAAGGAAGAGUUCUACUCCGACGAAGUACUGGAUGGCAUGAUUGCAUCCUGCCAAGCCGAUCCGGAGACCCCCGAGUGCAGGUUCCUGUUGGAUCCGUACAUUGUGAAGUACGCUCGGGUCCUAAAGUACUCCGACAAGUACUUCCUCGGAAAGACCCUGGAGUUUCUAGAAGCUCAUCAUCCCAAUACCAUAGUCGUGAUUGUCGGGGACCACGGCACGAGGGUCUCCAUUGAUAAGAAGCGUCUAAGAAAAGGCGUAAGUGAUGCUUGGACAUACAGCGAGGAGUGCCUUACAGCCGCAUUUCUCGACGACAACGCCUUUGUUACGGGUGCAUACCUACGCUACCUCGGCGGCCCAGGAAAAGGCACCUACAACGCACGAGUGUAUGACUUCUUUGAAAAGUGGAGAGGGACUGCUUAUAUGGGCACCACAGACAACCGUGAAGCAGUGCACCUGGCCUAUCUUCUCGCCGUGGACGAGAAUCGACGCACAAAAGUGCCCAGCUACCGACUCACACGGAACCUGGCAGACGUCCUGCAGAACGCAUCUCUGGGGCGUGUUCUCAGUCCGUGGCACAGUGUUUCUUCUAUUGGUCUCGGGGUAGAGUACAGGACGGAGAGGACGCUCUAUCGAACAAACAGUCAAGACCGAUCUGGAGCGCUGCAAUAUGGGGAUAUUAAGGGCCUCACAUGCAUUGACAUAAUUGAUAAGGGUUCAGGGCAAGCCCGCAAGGACCAGGUCAGAACAAGUCACACACUCCGUGUGGUAGAAGAUAGCGACAUGUACAAUCAGGCGAUUGAACUUGUCCAAUUCCAUAACUUCCUCCUCACUAACGGCCGGGUAUUCCACAAGUCGUUCUCCAACACAAUGUGCGUCGAUGAGUCGUAUGCUGCAGGCACCGAUGAGCCUAGGUGCUCGUUUCCAGCGCCUGAUGGAAAGCGCACAGGCCAGUGGCUGUUCGGGGCGAUUCUGGGCGUCAUGGCUGUUAUCGGUGCCGCAGUCGGUGGGGUACUCUCUUCAAUAGCUUACUGUUGGCGUUACAAGCACCUACGCAAGUUGCUAAAGGAGAAAAUUGCAGGCUCUACGCCAAACUUGUAG
Messenger RNA from Giardia duodenalis, 3030 nucleotides. RefSeq names its product Sulfatase. The transcript has a single exon. The record is from RefSeq and is a predicted model, not a curated record. The coding region runs from base 1 to 3030 and encodes 1009 amino acids. NCBI's taxonomy places the organism in Eukaryota, Fornicata, Diplomonadida, Hexamitidae. Gene Ontology annotation, molecular function: arylsulfatase activity.